GACCUCGAUCCGACUCCGGGGGGGUCGGCCAUCUGCUUUAGCCGCAGCCAGAGCCACGUCAUAUUUGUGUGCCGCUGUCGAGCGAGCUGCGCGAGCUGGCUCUCUAUCCCACUCUCGCGGGUUUUUUUUUUACGUAAAAUCACAUCCCCGCGACCACCGCAGGCAUGAAUAUAUUUCGACUACUGGGCGACCUGUCGCACCUUUUAGCCAUUAUCGUACUACUCCUCAAGAUAUGGAAGACACGGAGCUGCGCCGGUAUCAGCGGCAAGUCGCAGAUCCUCUUCGCAAUUGUUUACACCAGCCGUUACCUAGACCUGUUCACCACAUUCAUCUCUGCGUAUAAUACGUUCAUGAAAAUUGUAUUUAUUGCCACGUCCCUCGCCACGGUCUUUUUGAUGUACGUCAAAUUCAAAGCCACAUACGAUCAUAAUCACGACACGUUCAGGAUCGAGUUCCUGAUCCUACCUGCGUUCGUCCUGGCGCUGCUGAUCAAUCACGAAUUGUCUUUCGUUGAGGUUCUGUGGACAUUCAGCAUUUAUCUCGAGUCAGUGGCGAUAUUGCCGCAGUUGUUCCUGGUGUCGAAGACUGGCGAGGCGGAAAGCAUCACCAGCCACUAUCUGUUUGCACUGGGAUCGUACAGGGGCCUGUACCUGUUCAACUGGGUCUACCGCUACUACGCCGAGGAUCACUACGAUCUGAUCGCCAUAGUCGCCGGACUGGUGCAAACUGUUCUCUAUUGUGACUUUUUCUACCUCUACAUUACCAAAGUACUCAAAGGCAAAAAGCUGCAACUACCUGCUUAGCUUCGGUUGAGAGUAUUAUCCUCCUGUAUCGCAGAGAGAAAUGUUCGAACUGCCUCCAAGGCAUCGCCAAUUCGGGAAAAAUUCGGGCAAUCCUCCUGGGAGGCUCGUGGAACUUGCGCAGUGGCGUACGCGUUCCACUAAGUACGAAAACGUCCCCGAUAGCAUCCCCCUUUCUCCAAAAAAACUUUCUUCCUUCCCUCGUUCCAUCGUCCCUGCGAUGCCAUGCGCCGCGGUCUCCCUUCCAGAAUGAGAAAAUCGCUCUAAAUUCCGCUUUUAUUAUAUUUUUUUUUCUUGUUGUAUACUUGCAUUUUAAGAACUGUACAUUACUACAAGAGAUCAAGACAAUUUAUAUAUAUAUAUAUUCUGAAAUUUGAAAAACCCGAAAAGAUGGGGAUGAAGAAGAAAGAGGACAUAGAAAUCAGAAUUUUCAUUUAUAUUUACAGUUUAUAUCGUUGUAACUGUAAUCAGUAAUAAAUAUAGUAAAUAAUUA
Molecule: messenger RNA, 1293 nt
Organism: Monomorium pharaonis (pharaoh ant)
Lineage: Eukaryota; Metazoa; Arthropoda; Insecta; Hymenoptera; Formicidae
Gene: KdelR
Product: ER lumen protein-retaining receptor
Exons: 3
Coding region: 165-803 (212 amino acids)
Biological process (GO): protein retention in ER lumen; endoplasmic reticulum to Golgi vesicle-mediated transport
Cellular component (GO): cis-Golgi network; endoplasmic reticulum; membrane
Molecular function (GO): ER lumen protein retrieval receptor activity
Source: RefSeq, a predicted model, not a curated record